UUAUAAGUAAUAAAAUGAUCAACGCCACCUCAGACCUGGUCCGUGACAGCAACUAAACGACGCCACCUGUGGAUGUCGCCACCUUCAAACAAACUGGCCCUAUCAAGUCAACCAUGCACUAACAAACAGCUGCAACAAUCACCACAGCAACAGCCUUGUCAACUCAGUAAACGUGCCAACCAAACCAGCAGCCAAACCCCGCAAAAAUGUCGAAGGUAAAAACCGCAAUCUCGGAGAAGGUGAUAGUGGAACCCAGCCCCAUCCACCAUAUCAGAAUCACCUUGACGUCACGCAACGUCAGGGCGGUGGAGAAGGUGUGCUCGUCGCUCGUAGAAGCGGCCCGCAAGCACAAGCUGCGUGCCAAAGGUCCAGUGCGCAUGCCCACUAAGAUACUGCGAGUGACCACACGCAAGACGCCCUGCGGCGAGGGCUCCAAGACCUGGGACCGUUACCAGAUGCGGAUUCACAAGAGGGUGAUCGACCUACACUCGCCUUCCGAGGUGGUCAAGCAAAUUACGUCCAUCGACAUUGAGCCAGGAGUGGAGGUGGAAGUCACCAUUGCCGACGUUUAAUUACCGUACCAUUUCAUUUUUUAAUUCAAUUGUACCUCGUUUAUUUGAAUAAAUUGCUUAAAUAAAAGCUCAAGUUUUAUUUUUUAAAAUAAAAUACUAAUGAAACCUUUUAAAGUAGCAGAAAUAUUAAGAAAACACCACAAAUAUUAGUUGGAUGGGACAAAUGCCUUAAAAAUGUAGUUUAAAAUGUAAAUAAAAUGUUAAAAAAUAUUAAGAAA
Molecule: messenger RNA, 790 nt
Organism: Aethina tumida (small hive beetle)
Lineage: Eukaryota; Metazoa; Arthropoda; Insecta; Coleoptera; Nitidulidae
Product: 40S ribosomal protein S20-like
Exons: 1
Coding region: 207-572 (121 amino acids)
Biological process (GO): translation
Cellular component (GO): cytosolic small ribosomal subunit; ribosome
Molecular function (GO): structural constituent of ribosome
Source: RefSeq, a predicted model, not a curated record